CAGAAAACAGAGAGAGAGAGAGAGAGAGAUAGAGAGAGAGAGACGGAGAGAGUGCGUGAAAUAAAUACAGAGAGAGAAGCAGUAUAAAAACAAAGGAAGAAGAAGAAACGGGCACUUUCGGACGGAGGAACGCUUAAAGCACUGACUCUCUCUCAUUCAAUGCUUUACCGAACUCACCAUCCCCUUUUCUUCUCCUAGAACCCUUUUACCACCACGACAACCACUUCACCUGUUCCUCCCCGUCUUCUAUCUCCUCCUAUUCAGGGAAUGGAGUGUGCUGAAGCGGCGUUGAAAAACUGUACUAGUCCGGAGGUGAUGGCCGUGAAGAAAACCCAACAACAACAACAACCACCAGCGUUUUUGGACGAAUUGCCGGCGAUUAACGGAGUCUCUGGAGACGAUUCGUUUGUCGAUGACCUUCUCGAUUUCUCCAAAGGAGGUAUCGAAGAUGGGUUUUUAGAAACAGAGGAUGAACCAGAGGAUGAAACCAAGCCAUGCUCUGUCUCUGUUUUCCCUCAACAACAAGACCAAAAAGCAGAGAAACCCAACCACUCUGACCCAACCAAAACUAGUACUUUUUCCGUCACCGACGAUUUUCGCAGCGAACUCAGCGUUCCAGCGGAUGAUUUGGCAGACCUCGAAUGGCUUUCUCAUUUCGUGGAAGAUUCCUUCUCCGAAUAUUCUCUAGCCGGAAAAUUACCUGACAAAACCACCGGAAACCGGUCCGAACCGCUGGAAAUUGCAGUCCUGGCCAAGUCAUGUUUCACGACUCCGGUUCAGACCAAGGCGAGAAGCAAGCGGCUAAGAACCGGUUCACGAGUUUGGUCACUGGGCUCUCCUUCGCUGACCGAGACGACGUCGUCUUCUUCAUCAUCUUCGUCGACCUUGUCGUCCUCACCUCCAAACCCUUGGCUCAUCUUCACUACCCUGAGUCAAACCGCCGACUCACUCCUCCGGCCGCCGUUGCCGGCGGCGAAGAAACCCAAGAGAAAAAGACAAGAAAUUCCCGGCGGCGGCGGUGGUGGGUCACAGCAGCCACGGCGGUGCAGCCAUUGCCUCGUCCAGAAAACGCCGCAGUGGCGAACCGGUCCACUCGGUGCCAAAACUCUAUGUAACGCCUGUGGGGUCCGAUACAAAUCGGGUCGGUUAUUACCCGAGUACCGACCCGCCUGUAGCCCGACUUUCUCGGGCGAUAUCCACUCCAACAACCACCGGAAAGUGUUGGAAAUGCGGCGGAAGAAGGAGGUGGAAACCGGGUUGGGUCCACCGGUUCAAAGUUUUUGAAGACGGUUUAGUUUAUAUAUUUUUAUAAAUUGAUAGAUAGGAUUCCGGAAAGAGUAGGAAGUGAACCGGAGAGAUUGAACCCGGUUCGGGGAGGUUGGGUUUAGUUUUGGGGGUUCAAGUGUACACUUGUUUCUUGGUUGGUGCGUUAGAUUUGUAGGGGAAUGUAACCGAUUAGUGAAGGAUUGGAGUAACUUUAAAUAUAUUUUUGUUA
Molecule: messenger RNA, 1495 nt
Organism: Camellia sinensis
Lineage: Eukaryota; Viridiplantae; Streptophyta; Magnoliopsida; Ericales; Theaceae
Product: GATA transcription factor 5
Biological process (GO): cell differentiation; regulation of DNA-templated transcription
Cellular component (GO): nucleus
Molecular function (GO): zinc ion binding; sequence-specific DNA binding
Source: RefSeq, a predicted model, not a curated record